Fundulus heteroclitus (mummichog) is the source of this 3124-nucleotide messenger RNA. RefSeq names its product protein phosphatase targeting COQ7 a (gene pptc7a). The transcript is spliced from 6 exons. The record is from RefSeq and is a predicted model, not a curated record. Bases 351 to 1244 code for a protein of 297 amino acids. NCBI's taxonomy places the organism in Eukaryota, Metazoa, Chordata, Actinopteri, Cyprinodontiformes, Fundulidae.
GAGCAGUCACAAGACCGGAGCGGCGCGAGGCCACAAGCAGCUGCUCCGCGCGGCUUCUCUUACGCAGUGUCCCGCAGGCAAAGUGGCAGCAUGGCCGCUCGCAACCAGCGCUCGCAGGUCUCCAGGAGAGGAAGAGGCAAUUUUCCUUAGGUUUCUCUCCGCAGGGAAGGGAAGGAGGCGUCGGGGGGAGGAGACUGCUUCUGCUGCCGGGGAGCGGCUGGGUCUCGGUGCACGGCGGCUGUUCCUCCAGCCCGGGUCGCCUGUCAAACAUCGCGCUGCUCGCGUCGACGCUAAGCUAGCCCGGUCGCUAGCUUGGUCGGCUUGUUCGGCGCCGAGCUGGUGCGUAGGUGAUGUUGUCGGUGUUGUCUUACGGUAGACUUGUUGCCAGAGCUGUCAUCGGCGGACUUUCUCAGACGGACGGCCGCGACUACAGCCUGGUGACGGCGAGCUGCGGCUUCGGCAAGGAUUUCCGCAGAGGCAUCCUGAAGAAGGGGAUGUGCUAUGGGGACGACGCGUGCUUCGUCGCCCGGCACAGGUCCGCCGAUGUUCUGGGGGUCGCGGACGGAGUCGGCGGCUGGAGGGACUACGGCGUGGACCCGUCGCAGUUCUCCGGUACGCUGAUGAAGACGUGCGAGAGGCUGGUGAAGGAGGGACGCUUUGUGCCCAGCAACCCUGUGGGAGUCCUUACCACCAGCUACUACGAGCUACUGCAGAACAAAGUGCCUCUACUGGGUAGCAGCACGGCCUGUAUUGUGGUGCUGGACAGGCAGAGUCACCAGCUGCACACGGCCAACCUGGGGGACUCCGGUUUCCUGGUGGUCCGAGGAGGAGAGGUGGUCCACCGCUCAGACGAACAGCAGCACUACUUCAACACGCCCUUCCAGCUGUCUAUUGCUCCCCCAGAGGCUGAAGGGGCGGUGCUCAGCGACAGCCCAGAAUCAGCAGACAGCUCCUCCUUUGACGUGCAGCUAGGUGACAUAAUCCUCACCGCCACCGAUGGGCUGUUCGACAACAUGCCUGAUUAUAUGAUCCUCCAAGAGCUGAAAAAACUGAAGAACUCAAACUAUGAGAGCAUUCAGCAGACCGCCCGCAGCAUCGCAGAACAAGCUCAUGUACUGGCGUACGACCCCAACUACAUGUCACCUUUUGCACAGUUUGCAUGUGACAAUGGACUAAAUGUCAGAGGAGGAAAGCCAGACGACAUCACAGUACUGUUAUCCAUCGUGGCAGAAUACACAGACUAGAAUCUGUGGGCUGGUGGUGUUGGUAAUUUGCCUCUGGAGGUGAUGGACUGCCUCUAUUCCUGCUGGCCAGGAUGUAUGUUUGGCAUCUGAUGUUUGCUCCACAUCUACUGAAACAUGCUGACAGUGAGAGGUCAAAUUAUGCAAACAAGAGGCCUAAAAAACCUACUUCUGGCCCGGGUGGAUUGUUGGCAUCUUUGUAGUUUUCCACUGCUCACUUGCUAAUCCCAUAGCCAAGGCUCAGCAGUCAACCAGCCCGGCUGGAGAUGAAGCAUCCUGCUUGAGGUCAAGUCACCUCUUUCCUGAUAGGCUUGCUGGGGUGGGGAGAAAGUUGAGGCUUGGCUGUAGCCAGACAGCGAUGUUACCAUGGCUACCACCUGAGUCACCGUCCAGGAAUUACAAAAUGACUUUGGAGUACAAAGGGAUGGCAGCAGUGCGGCUCAAUAACCAAGCUGCAUUUUGAAAGCUGACCUGAAGGAUGACGUGGACGAUUCAAGACUUUCAUGGAAAGCUCUUUGACUGUUUUUUACAGGAGCAAAUGUUCAAUCGGACGAUGGCGCUCAGUUCAGUGGUGUGUUCAGGGUCUGGCAGACGUCUGCAAAAAAGAGCUUAUGUUACAUAGACACACCUGUGGGCUGGCUCAUCUAUUAAGAUUUCAUACUAGAGAGCGGCAGCUGCCUUUUUCUUACCGGUGCAAUUGGAGUCUUGCACAUGUUUUGUUACUGAGUGGGGGGAGUAUUUGUGGUUCAAAAGCCUCUUGAUGUGUGGCGUAUCUGUUUGUCAAACCGAUGUUCUCCCUUUAAUCUUAAAGCUGCUGCUGGUGAAGUCUUAAUAGUGAUUUUGUGCGACGUGUGCAUGGAUACGAGUGUGACGAAUGACUGGUGUGGCUGAGUUGGAUGUCGAGGCUCCAGAUUACUCCAGAUCCACUGGACGGCGCUGGUCUGGUGACCCUAAACGCACAAAGCUUAAGGAGCACAGCUGAAAAAGCUCGAGUUGGUCGUGUGACCAAACGUAUUUUUGUAACUUUGUUCAGUGUGAUUGUUCACUGCUUCAGGGUAGCUUACGUUGUUGUUGUUGUUGGGUUUCCUUUCCCUCUCCCCUCUGCUGUAGAGUUGCAAUAGGAACGGCCGUCCUGUCUCCAUUACACCACUGCAGAUAUGCAUCAGGUUGUUCUGCAUAUUUUCCCUACUCUUGGAUGUCACUGUAAGGUUCAUAUGUUGUGUGUUUGCAUUAUGAUGUGCCUUGUAUCAGGAUGUGUCGAUACUGGCUAACAUGUCCAUGUUUAACACCCCCUCCAAACUGGGUGGUGUGCCGAGCACAGAGCCCUGGAACUGUAAGGUAGCCAUGGUUGAAACAGCCCUGCUGUCUAAAGAUAAGGCUUUUUCAUUUCUAUCUUUUUUUUUUUCUCUUAAAAUCUACCACUGUGUGUUGGGUCAGGAUCUGCAUCCCUGGCUCAGAACGUCAUCCCUGUGGAUUUUUCUUGUAAAUGUAAACAAUCUACACUAAUGAAAUAAAAUUCUGGAUUAUUUUUUUCCCCCUCAUAAAUUUAGACUCUUACUAAGGGCUGCAGAAUUGGGCGUGGUUUUAAGAUGACUGUGGUGGAUGUGAUCCGGGCAGAGGCUUUAACAGAAAACAUAGAUGGUGUUGUUAUCCCAGGGACAAUCUAAGCAGCAUUAACAAAAGCUGUUCAGUUCUCCGGUCAUCUGGUUCCCAGCUCAUGACUCACACCUGCAGCAACGCUCUUCCUGUUUGUCUCAUCUUCCAAACGCACUUCGUCACCCAGAGCGUGUAAAUACAGUGUACAGUUAGACGCAGAUCCAAAUUCUGUGGAGGAGUUGAAAUCUGUCCGAUAUUUAAAUAAAGACGAUGGUAUUUAUUUAUAA